CCGCGCGAGAGGAAGAGGAGAGUCGCAGAGCCGAUUGGGUCAGGCACACGCGAGGGCAGCCCCCGAGGGCCGUCCCAGAGGCCCCCGCGCCGCCGGGGUCCUAUCGGGCCACACAGCCGUCUGCCGCACGUGGCUUCAGCGAGAUGCCGAAAUCCAAGCGCGACAAGAAAGUUUCCUUAACCAAAACCACCAAGAAAGGCUUGGAACUGAAACAGAACCUGAUAGAAGAGCUUCGGAAAUGUGUGGACACAUACAAGUACCUCUUCAUUUUCUCUGUGGCCAACAUGAGGAACAGCAAGCUGAAGGACAUCAGGAAUGCCUGGAAACACAGCCGGAUGUUCUUUGGCAAAAACAAGGUGAUGAUGGUGGCCUUGGGUCGGAGCCCAUCUGAUGAGUACAAAGACAACCUGCACCAGGUCAGCAAGAAGUUGAGGGGUGAAGUUGGUCUCCUUUUUACCAACCGCACAAAGGAGGAGGUGAAUGAGUGGUUCACAAAAUACACAGAAAUGGACUUUGCCCGAGCUGGCAACAGAGCAGCUUUCACUGUGAACCUGGAUCCAGGGCCCCUGGAGCAGUUCCCUCAUUCCAUGGAGCCACAGCUGAGGCAGCUGGGCCUGCCCACUGCCCUCAGGAGAGGUGUGGUGACCCUGCUGUCCGACUACGAGGUGUGCAAGGAGGGUGACGUGCUGACCCCGGAGCAGGCCCGCGUCCUGAAGCUUUUUGGGUAUGAGAUGGCUGAAUUCAAGGUGACCAUCAAAUACAUGUGGGAUGCACAGUCCGGAAGGUUCCAGCAGAUGGGAGAUGACUUGCCAGAAAGUGCAUCUGAGUCCUCAGAAGAAUCAGAGGACAGUGAAGAUGACUGACUCAGGGACUUGACUGAAGGCCUUUUAGCACAUUCUGGGUCUCCAUCAAACCAUGUGGAAUUGUUCCUGCCCCUCUGGAGGGAGCAGUUAUUUAUUUUUGCUGUUGAUGAAGAUAGGUGUGGGUGAUGGGAACUGACUGUCCCAUAAAGAAUAAAACUUGGUCUGUAGGUGUCACCCUGUAGACAGCAAGAGGCUUUUCUUAGGAAAAAAGCCUUGGGUGUGUGCCUCUGUUUGGAUUCCCAUAGAUUCCUCUGUUGACCUAGUCGGCCAGUACAACUUUGGCUCCUGAGGGACUGCAAUGGCAGUGCAGCUUUGCAGUUCUGGGGACAGCCAAGAGCAACCCCCAGAGCUGAGCUUUCUCCUCUCCGGCCUGGGCUGUCCUUUGCUUGGAAUGGAGAUUUGCUGAAGAAAGUUAGGCUCUCUGAUGGCCCUUCCCUGCCCUGCAUAAACACUCCUUAAACCAGGGUCUACUGGUGGAUGCCAAGAAGCCAGAGACCUCAGGGUGAGAGUGGAGCCUCUGCUGGAGGCGGGAGUGAGCGUGUGGCAUCCCACAGCAUCCUGGAGGGUUUUUCCUGGUGGGAACCAGGAUAGGUUUUUGUCCAGAUUGUCUCAUACGCAGGUAUUUAGUGAAAGCACCGAAUGAGAGAACAUCUGUUUCACGCAACAUCUCUUCUUUGGUUUAUGUCUACUCUUCGUGGCUUCUAACUCCCUGUGAUCUUCUUUGUCUUUAGCUGAGAAUAAAGGUGUUCUCUGGGGCCUGCGUGGGUGGGGGUCAGUGGGAAGUGCUUGCCUAGCAUGCUUGAGGUCUUGGAAUCAAUUCCCAGCAUCACAAAGGAAAAAAUUCUGUGACCUACCUGUUGGAAUAGUAGAUUAAGACCCUCAUUCCAGAGGGAUCCUGCCCCAUAUCCUCAAGGGAGGAAAGCUACAGAGAGGCCAAGAAAAGCUGAGACCACCAGCUCUGCUGGGGAUCCCCACCCAGUCUGUUAGUCACCCUGUCUCUGCAGUGCAGCCUCCAUAAAAACCGUGGAGGGCUUGGUGUGGUGCACUCUUAAUCCCAGCCCCUCAGGAGGCUAAGGCAGGAGGACAGGUGAAUUUGAAACCAUCCUGGGCAACUUAGUGAGACCCUAUGUCAAAAAUUGUUGAUAAACAACUGGGGGUAUAGUUAAGUGUGGGGUGCUUCUCUGGCAUAGGGUCAGUCCCCAGAUGCAGUGUCGCACACCUGUACUCCCAGCUCACCAAGGCUGAGGCAGGGUUGCAGGAUUGAGGACAGCCUGGGCAAUUUAGCAAGACUGUCUCGAUAAAAAACUUAAAAAGGGGAGGUAGCUUAGUGGUAGAGUCCACCAGGGUUCAAUCCCUAGUACUUUAAAAAAUGUUCAGAGAGCUUCCACAAUGUGUGAACAAGGCAGUUCCCCAGACAGCAGAGGACAGCACACCCAGAGAGGGCUGGAAACUGCACCCUCACCCACCCCAACAUCCCUCCCCUGCGCAUCUGUUUCUUUUGUAAUGUCCUUCAUAAUAAAACUGUAAACCAUGA
Molecule: messenger RNA, 2397 nt
Organism: Sciurus carolinensis (gray squirrel)
Lineage: Eukaryota; Metazoa; Chordata; Mammalia; Rodentia; Sciuridae
Gene: Mrto4
Product: MRT4 homolog, ribosome maturation factor
Exons: 8
Coding region: 144-863 (239 amino acids)
Biological process (GO): ribosomal large subunit assembly; nuclear-transcribed mRNA catabolic process; ribosomal large subunit biogenesis
Cellular component (GO): preribosome, large subunit precursor; nucleolus
Molecular function (GO): RNA binding
Source: RefSeq, a predicted model, not a curated record